Molecule: messenger RNA, 4019 nt
Organism: Neoarius graeffei (lesser salmon catfish)
Lineage: Eukaryota; Metazoa; Chordata; Actinopteri; Siluriformes; Ariidae
Gene: n4bp1
Product: nedd4 binding protein 1
Exons: 7
Coding region: 196-2706 (836 amino acids)
Biological process (GO): negative regulation of proteasomal ubiquitin-dependent protein catabolic process; negative regulation of protein ubiquitination
Cellular component (GO): PML body; nucleus
Molecular function (GO): RNA binding
Source: RefSeq, a predicted model, not a curated record
UUCCGGGUUGUCGGCUGCAGUAAGCUACGCUAGCUAAAAGUUAAACGGUACAGUGGUGGUUUGCCACUUACAGAGGUCGCGGAUAGAGAUGAUACACCUGAAAUCAUGAAGGGGGGAAGCGAGUCGUAUUACAGUGUGUGUAUUAUAUAGCGUCGUCGUAGUAGAUACAGAAUAAACAGCAAGCGAAGAAGAAAAAUGUCAACAACGCGGCCCCUCCCAGGCAUGAAGCGAAUCACCGAGCUAACCUGCGCAGUGGCGCCGGGGAGCAGCCGCUCUCCUGCCGCCAGCAAACUGCUGCCAGAGGCCUGGACUGUCGACGAGUUUACAGUCCACGAAGGCAAAGAACACGAGCUAAAAUGCGUUAAGUCUCGAGUCGAACAAGUUUUCCAGGUAGCAUUUACAAUUAUUGGCCUGUUGGACCACACUGUCGGAGCCCACGGAAGUAAGGCGUCCAGGCAAAUCUGGCUUCAGAUGAAGGGGAAAAAGGAGGAUGUAUCGAAAGCAAAGGAGUAUGUGAAAGGCCUUUGUGACCCAGAGCUGCAGGAAGAAGAGCGAUAUCCCGUGGACAUGCAUUGCAUCUUUGCUGGUGCCAGUGGCCUCUUUCUGGACCAUUUGCUGCGAGACACGAGCGCUGAGGUGCAGGUGCUGGAGCCGGGACGUCUGAGGCUGUUAGGUUGUGCCGAAGCCGUGGUAAUGGCACAGAGCCGUGUGCAGCAGUUUGUUGCCCUCUUCCAAGAGAAACGUAGCUUACCAGCUGACCGAGAGCCUUCGGUUAAGCGAACCUUUAAGAACUUUGUGGAGGAACGGGCAGACAAAUACACCAUGGAACUGUUGCUUUUGCCCAGCGCCCUAAAAGAGGAGCUUCUGGGGCUGGUGCAGAGCCCUACACAGCUUAGCGUUGGUGUAGACACAGAGCAGGACCGCUCGCAGACCAGCACUCCUGUCACUGAGCUCUCCAAUCGAAUCCUGGUUGCAACCUUUGAGGAAGUGUCAUCCACAAAGGACAAGGCAUCCUUUGAGGACAAGGCGUCCAGCCUUCUGCCCGCGCCUGACGUGCUGGUACUGAACGGGCGGCCAACUCACAAGCGGCGCUCAUCUGAGAGUGAGCAAAGGGACACCAAAAGGCAGUACUCGCUGGAGAGAAGGGACGAGGACCAGGACAGAGAGAAAGCCCGUGACGACAGCCAGACACGGACAAGGACGCCUGGCAGGAUGGUAACACUGACAUUGGACUCUGGUGAUACAUCUGAUGAGGGUGAAGCUGUGAGCCCUGAGACCAACUUGCGGUGUCUGGUGAACUUCUUCAGAACCAUGGGCUAUCAGCAGGAUGUGGUAGAGCGGGUUGUACGUGAAACGGGCCAAACUGAAGACACCUUCCUGCUGCUGGAGCGCAUUGUGGAGGAGAGCCAAAAGGGCCAAGAGACCUCCACUAUGGCCAACCUGUGUUCCUCCGCUAACUCCACUUACUCUCGGCUCAAGGAGAAGGAACGGGUGCAAGGUCGAGCUCUAACAGAGAUCAAGCUAAAGGAGAAUAUCAAGGUGCCCAGCAGUACUAAUGGCUGGAACCAGAAGAGCCAAACAAUCAGUGCAGCAUCACUGGACAAUGAUGACGAUGUCAUAGAGAUUGGGAGAAAAUGCAGGACAGUUGGGCCUCUGGAUCUUAAAUCGGACUCCAGGUUUGACUGCCUGUCACGGGGUGGCUCACAGACUGUGGGGCCCAUGCGGAUGGAGACCGUGACAGCACUGCGCAGUUCUGCUACAGAAACGCGGCCAUGCUGCUCCUACCAGACCUGUCCACGAGUACCACUGCCUCACACCGAGCCACCAGCACUGCCAAAGGCUAUUCCUCUUACAGGGAUGUCCCGCUUUCAGCAAUCACUGCGCACCCCCUACCGGCUGGUCCUACAGGAUGUACCCGGACACCCAGACCUCCGGCACAUCAUCAUAGACGGCAGCAAUGUGGCCAUGGCACAUGGACUCCAUCGAAUCUUCUCUUGUCGCGGGAUUGCCAUUGCUGUGGAAGCUUUCUGGAGAAGGGGACAUCGAGAGAUCACUGUCUUUGUACCCCAGUGGAGGCAGAAAAAAGAUCCCAACAUCACUGAACAACACUUCCUUAAUCAGCUGGAGGACUUGCGGUUGCUGUCUUUCACUCCCUCUAGAGAGGUCUGUGGGCAAAGGAUAACUUCGCAUGACGACAGGUUCUUGCUUCAUUUGGCAGAGAAGACAGGGGGCAUCAUUGUCACUAAUGACAACCUGAGAGAUUUUGUUACACAGUCUGAGGCUUGGAGAAAGAUCAUACAGGAGAGACUCUUGCAGUUCACCUUCGUAGAGGAUCAUUUCAUGAUCCCAGAUGAUCCUUUGGGAAGACAUGGGCCUGUCUUGGACCAAUUCCUGCGCAAAGACAGCCGAUCCACUGCAAGUCCUCUCAUGCCCCCACUCAGGAUGGACCUGCAGGCCCAAACACGUGCCCCAUUACCCACUCAGUCCAGAUCAGCAUCACACUGGCCCCAUUCCGGCCCACCCGACUGGCAUCCGCCUCGUCCGUCCCCUUCUCCUCCUCCACAGCGCUCAUCCUCAGAAACUACAGAGCUAAAGAGGAAGUUGUACGACAUUUUCCCUGACCAAAAGCAGCGCAUUGACCGCAUCCUCAAUGACAACCCUUACAUGAGGGACCUGAAUGCUCUCUCAGGCCUCUUACUGGGCUGAACACAUCACUGUUGAGACCACAUGCACAAACACAAAGCUGUGUUUCAUGUCAAUGUGACUACAGAACAAUGGUGAACAUAACUUUAAAUUUUUUUAUUUUUUUAUUUUAUUUUUUUUUAAUAAAUACUUUGUGAUCUAAUGACUGCUACAAGUGGGUUGUUUAUUUUGGGGAAUCUUGUUCUUGCUACUACUUUGCAUUCAAGAUUACAGAAUCCCUCCCACGUAGUUACAAGCACAAUUGAUACACUUCGUUUUGGACUUGCGUUAAAUGAACAUUGAAAUGUAAAGUCCAUGUGGCAUAUAUUUGAUGUACAUAUUUAUUACAACUCUUCCUCUCAUAAUUUAUCAUUUGAAAAAAAAAAUCUUUGUUUUAAAAGGUGUUUUAGCCGCACAGUGUGUUUAAACUGGUUUUGCUGCAAUGGCUCCUGAAGGACAGAUGCUUGUUUUUGCUGUCAGUUUCAUUAACAAAGAUUUUGGGCACAUUGACCCAUUUGAGUCAAACUGAAGAUGCAAUAAAGUGCCCAUGUUGUUUGCAACUAGUUAUUAUGGGUUAUGGUUAGGGGAGUUAAAAAUAAAUCCUCAGUUUUAAUGCAAUUAUGGCAACUGACUUAAUUUUAUUACUAUUAAAGUAAUUAUUAAAUUUUUGAAGCAUGAAUUUAAAUUUUUGGGUGAGUUUGGAAUUUGGCAAUUCAAAAUUUCAAAUUCUCUUAAAUUAGUGGCUUCCUACACAUAUAGUAUUCAACUUUUACCUAUUCUAAUUCAGUUGUAAAUCUGUUUGGCUAUCCAAACCUAAAUGACUGUCUUUUAUGCAGUCUGUACAUAAUUCUUAGAAAAAUUCACAUUACUCAAUCCUCUGGCAGUGCCUUGCCAUUUCUCAACUGCAUAAUGCACCAACUCAACAGGCAGUGAAUUAAAACAUGAAACUAUGUGGCUGACCAGUAAAUGAAUGGAUGAAUCUAAGAAGUUUAAACCAGCUUUUCUGCGCUCUCUGAUGAGAGUAAAUUCCUGUACAGAUUUAGGGGGGAAAAAUAACUUUUAGACAUAAAUUGGAGCCACAAUGGAAAUGUUGCACAUCGGUGGCUUUGCUUCCAUCUUGUGUUGACUGUGUGCGACAGUGGGUUAUAAUUUGCAUAUUUGUAUAUGAUCUUGUGACUUCUGAGAUUCCUCUGAACUCACAAAGGAGAACACCUGUGCAAAACAACCCAUUAUUCAGAUGAGCUGUGGGUAUCUCACAGUGCAGCUGUUCAGACUGCUGUUUUCUUCAGCGGAAGGCAGUGUUAAUAAAGGCCAUUUAUGUGUUCAUCAUGUACAAA